UAUGUUUACUUAUAACCAAUAACAAAACAUGCUUAGGGAAAAAAUAAUAUUGCCAUCCCAUAUGCCUAGAACCACAUAAAGAGUGUGGCAUGGUGCUAGCUGGGUCAUUCACUUUCCCCCUCUUCCCAACUUUUCUUAUAAACUCUAAAUCAUAAUGAUCCUUCACCAGCUAGAAAAUCAAACCAUUCAUUUUGUUGGUGCUUCCCCUACAGGACACACAUUUCCUAGGCAUUUCUUGUGAUCAAGAGGCAAAAAUCCCUUGGGUUUUUUCCAAUGGAGAAUUUGAACCAUAUCUCCUCGACUUCAACAGGGUUUAGCUUGGGAUUAGCAUUGGUUUGUGUGUUUUUGUCAUGGAUUUUGGUCCAUAGAUGGGGCCAAAGGAACUCCAAGGGACCCAAGACAUGGCCCGUCGUUGGAUCCGCGAUCGAACAGCUCAUGAACUAUGAUAGGAUGCAUGAUUGGCUUGUGGAGUAUCUGUCUAAGGAAAGGACUGUUGUUGUGAGAAUGCCUUUUGCUUCCUAUACUUACAUUGCUGACCCUGUUAAUGUGGAGUAUGUUCUCAAGACAAACUUCCCUAAUUACCCAAAGGGUGAAGUGUACCAUUCAUAUAUGGAAGUGCUUCUUGGAGAUGGAAUAUUCAAUGCAGAUGGGGAGACAUGGAAGCAGCAAAGAAAGACAGCAAGCUUCGAGUUUGCAUCCAAAAAUCUUAGGGACUUCAGCACUGUUGUGUUCAGAGACUAUGCCCUCAAGCUCUCCAAUAUCCUAUCUCAGGCUUCCUAUUGCGGCCAUGAAGUGGACAUUCAGGAGCUACUGAUGAGAAUGACUUUAGAUUCCAUCUGCAAGGUGGGUUUUGGGGUUGAGAUAGGGACCCUCUCCAUUGAUCUCCCUGAAAAUAGCUUUGCACGAGCUUUUGACACAGCAAACAUCAUCGUCACCCUCCGUUUCAUUGAUCCAUUGUGGAGGAUCAAACGAUUCUUGCACGUAGGAUCGGAGGCACUCCUUAAACAGAGCAUUCAGCAGAUUGAUGAUUUCACAUAUUCGGUCAUUUCCAAGAGAAAAUUCGAGAUCAAAGAAGCUUGUAUAUCUGGCAACAUGAACAUCAAGCAUGAUAUAUUGUCAAGGUUCAUCAAGUUGAGUGAAGAUCCAAAUAGCAAUCUAAAUGACAAAAAUCUCCGAGACAUUGUCCUCAAUUUUGUGAUAGCUGGGCGUGACACAACAGCAACAACUCUUUCAUGGUUCAUCUACUUGAUGAUCACUCACCCUCAUGUAUCCCAAAGGCUCUACUUAGAGCUCAAAGCCUUCGAAGAGGAGAGAGCGAAGGAAGAACACGUGCCACUGGUCCAAUAUGAUCUCCAAGAUAUCCAAUCCUUCAAUGAGAGAGUGUCUCAAUUCUCCAGCCUUAUGAAUUAUGACUCCUUGGGGAGGUUAUCUUAUUUAUAUGCAGCCAUAACUGAGACACUUCGCCUCUAUCCGGCUGUUCCUCAGGAUCCAAAGGGAGUACUAGAAGAUGAUAUUUUACCUGAUGGAACACAUGUAAAAGCUGGUGGGAUGGUUACUUAUGUGCCUUACUCCAUGGGAAGAAUGGAGUACCUAUGGGGCCCUGAUGCCAAGGAUUUUAAGCCUGAGAGAUGGUUUAAAAAUGGGGUGCUUCAACAUGUUUCUCCUUUCAAAUUCACAGUUUUCCAAGCUGGUCCAAGGAUAUGCUUGGGAAAGGAUUCAGCAUACCUACAAAUGAAGAUGACAUUAGCCAUCCUAUGCAGAUUCUUCACCUUCUCUCUUGUUCCCAACCACCCUGUUAAGUAUAGGAUGAUGACCAUUUUAUCCAUGGCCCAUGGCUUGAAGAUCAAUCUCUCUAGACGCCUUUGAAUUAUAUACUAAGUCUCAAAAUUCAAAGAAGAAAUUUAGACACUCUGUUCUUUUUUUUCUUCCCUCUAUUUCUUCCUUUUUUAAAAUUUGGGCACAAAGUAAAUUACUAUUCCAAGACUCAUGUAUUAACAUGGCAUUUCGUAAAAAAGUAUGUGUAUCCAAUAAAUUGUUAGUGUGUU
Amborella trichopoda is the source of this 2045-nucleotide messenger RNA. RefSeq names its product cytochrome P450, family 704, subfamily B, polypeptide 1 (gene CYP704B1). Gene Ontology annotation, molecular function: oxidoreductase activity, acting on paired donors, with incorporation or reduction of molecular oxygen; heme binding; iron ion binding. Lineage: Eukaryota; Viridiplantae; Streptophyta; Magnoliopsida; Amborellales; Amborellaceae. The record is from RefSeq and is a predicted model, not a curated record.